CCCACCCGAAGCGGCCCCGAAGCGGCCCCGGCACCGUGCGGCCCCGGCACCGUGCGGCCCCGCUCGGGGGGGGGGGGGGGGCUGGGUAUUUAUACGGGUCUAUAAUCCCAUUCCCUGCACCCCCAUGGCGGCUCGGAGCGGCCCCGGCCGUCGCGGGCUGCCCGGGCUGGCGGGGAUGUCCCCGGUCACCACGCUGGCGCUGGACAUGGACAACCUGGCGGGACUGGGCAGCCACUGGGACACCCCGAAGCGGCGGGUGGCGGGGCUGUCCUUCCAGAGCCGCUGGUCCAGCCUGUCCUCGGAGUCGGUGGCCUCGGACUCCUCCCGGGACUCCGUCUCCUCCGAGUCCUCGGACGCGGGAGUGGGGCUGGACUCCCCCACGCAGGAGGACCCUGUGGUGCUGGAGGAAGUCUUUGAGAAGGCGAUCCUGGCGUCUGGGAGAGUUCUCAAGGACAAUAAGUUCCUUAUUCGGAGGAUCCACUCGCUGCCGCCGCGGCUCCUGGGGGCCAGCCCGGUCCUGAGGAACAUCUCCCAUGCCCGGGAGUUCAACGGCUGCAGGGCCAGAGAGCAGCAGGGCCGGAGGGAGCCCGAGGACAAGGAGGGGUUUGUCUUCAAGAAGCCGCAGAGGCCGGGUCAGCGCAGCCGACUGCCUGCCGGCGAUGGGGCUGUGGGCAGGGACCCCUUCGCCCAGAGACCUGGCUCCGCACCCAACCUGCUGUUCGACACCCCCGAGAAGGAAAACGUCCCCCAGGGCGAGAGCCCCAUCGUACUGCGCCGGUGCUCCUUGACCUCCUCCAUGUCCGAGGAGGAAGAUGAUGGCUUCAUGGAGAUCCUGGAUGAGGAGGAGAUGAAGAGCGAUGCUGACGUGCCGCAGGGGAUGGAGAACCUGCUGACCGCGCCGCUGGUGAGGAAGGAGGAGACGGAGCCGCGUCCUGCAAAGCGCAGCAAGUGCCGGCAGCUCUUCCGCUCGCCCUCGAUGCCCAGCAGCGUCAUCAGGCCCAUCCUGAAGCGGCUGGACCGGCCCCAGGACCGGGACACCCCCGUCAAGACCAAGCGGCGGAGGAGCGUGGCCGGUACCCCCGGCGAGGAGGCAGCAGAGGAGCCGAAAGCACGGCUGCUGCGCUCCAGGUCCUUCAGCCACGAGGAGAUCGAGAACCUGCUGGCCAACGACCACCGGGAACUCAUCGGGGACUUCUCCAAGGCUUACCUCCUGCAGACGGUGGAGGGGAAGCACCAGGACCUGAAAUACAUUUCCCCCGAAAUGAUGGUGGCGGUGCUGACGGGGCAGUUCAGCAGCCUCAUCGAGAGCUGCGUGAUCGUGGACUGCCGGUACCCCUACGAGUACGAGGGAGGCCACAUCAAGGGUGCUGUCAACCUGCCGAUGGAGCAGGAUGUGGAGGAGUUCCUGCUGAAGAAGCCCAUCGUGCCCUUUGACGCCAGCAAGAGAGUGAUCGUCAUCUUCCACUGCGAGUUCUCCUCCGAGAGGGGGCCCAGGAUGUGCCGGUUCGUCAGGGAGAAGGACCGAGCCUGUAACGAGUACCCCCACCUCCACUACCCCGAGCUCUACGUCUUGAAGGGGGGGUACCGGGAGUUCUUCCCCCAGUACCAGACACACUGCGAGCCCCAGGACUACCGGCCCAUGCACCACGAGGACUUCAAGGAGGACCUGCGCAAAUUCCGCCUCAAGAGCCGCACCUGGGCGGGCGAGCGCAGCAAGAGGGAGCUCUACAGCCGCCUCAAGAACUUCUGAUGGCCCUGGGGCACCCCUGCAGCCCCCCCACCUGCCCUGGGGCACCCCCGCAGCCCCCCACCCCCCCCAGGGCUGCCAGCAGGCACCAUCCCCCAGCCCAAAAUCUGGCUGCCCCCAGCUCUGCACAGCACCGCUGACCUCAGCAGUGGGGGGGCACAGUUAGGGUUUUACUCCACUUUUACCCUAAAAAGGGUUUAAAGUUUUACCUAAAAUGGGAGUGGGGGGGGAGCUUGGGCUUCCACCCACCCUGGGCCAUAAGUCACUGCCACGGGGGGGGGGGGCAGAGCUGUGCUGGCUGCUCCCCCAGCUCUGUGCCCUCCCUGGAGCAGCCAUGGGGGGGGCUCUGGGGCUGGGUGCCCCCGGGGGGGCUGAGGGCACAGAGCUGUUCCAGAAAAGCACUUAAACCCCGGCUGCGGGUGCGGCAGGGCCCCGGCCCUUCUCUGCGGGGGGGGGGGCACCCUGUGGGUGCUCCUUGUAACAGUCACUGACUGCAGCAGCCUGGGCUGGUUUGGGGUUUGUUGGUUGUUGGGGUUUUGCCCUCUUCCCCCUUAUUUAAAGUGGGUUGUUCCGA
Grus americana (Whooping crane) is the source of this 2321-nucleotide messenger RNA. RefSeq names its product cell division cycle 25B (gene CDC25B). Lineage: Eukaryota; Metazoa; Chordata; Aves; Gruiformes; Gruidae. The transcript has 16 exons. Gene Ontology annotation, molecular function: protein tyrosine phosphatase activity. Gene Ontology annotation, cellular component: cytoplasm; nucleus. Gene Ontology annotation, biological process: positive regulation of G2/M transition of mitotic cell cycle; protein dephosphorylation; G2/M transition of mitotic cell cycle. The coding region runs from base 125 to 1750 and encodes 541 amino acids. The record is from RefSeq and is a predicted model, not a curated record.